AUGUUCGACCUUUUCGAGAAUAUUUCCGCGAUGACCCCGGGCUCUUACACGGGUUCGUUCUUGAGUACGCAAGACAACGCUUCAGAGACGCAAGCCGCGAGCGCUGGAUAUAGCAUCGGAAGGACUCCUUCCGGAGUGUUCCAAGAUAGCGUGAACAACGCUUUCAUCCACGACUUGGAGCUUUUGAAGUCUCCCACCGCUCCGCUAAGCGAUAAGAAGCCCAUUCUCGACGUUCUCUGCGACAAGGUGUUUCCCUUUCGACUCCAUGACGGCGAUCGGAGAUUUCCACCGAUGGAGUUUUACUCCUACUUGCUAUAUAACUCGCCGAAUCGGGAUUUUGAGUGGCCUCUCGCAUUCCGUUGCGUGACCUACUUUCAUCAGUCGUCCGCAGCUACAGUGGACAACGUCAUCCAGGAUCUCGUCAGCUCCAGAGCUGUUAUUGUGGCAUCAGGUGUGCUCACCGAAUCUUUUGGUCAGACCAAGCCUCCUCAGAAGCAAAAACGCAUUCGAAGUGGCUCGGCCAUGAUAAAUCACGCAGUCGUGAACAACGACGAGCCUCAAGAGCUUCUUGCGCCUCCUGCGAAGUGGGCCAGGGCAAUUUCAAUUGUCACAGGGGUUCCUGUCGACUACAAACAAUUGAUUGCUACCGAACUUGACAAACCUUGCUCGUUCACUUACCGAAAGCUUAUCACUAGCAUAGAUCAUUCCACAGACGUCGAGAAGGCCUACUACCACCAUAUUCGUAAAGAUGCACCCAAUAUCGCCAAUGAUCACACUUGGCCAGACACCCAAGACAAAAUGUUCACGUACAUUCAGCAGGCAGUCGAGGCCAUCUUGGACACGUCCAACUUCCACGAGAAGGACAUUGCUCUAGAGAAAGCACGGGCUUGGGAAGCUUAUGAGGUCACACAAAGAGCUGCCGAGGACGAAAUGAACACAUUGUCAGCACAAGCGACCCUUAAAAGGAAGAGACAGAUCGACGUUCCCAAGAAGCCCUCUCCAAUGACGAAGCUCGAGAUGACUUACGCCGAUCCGAGAAGCAGCCCUUCGAAGCUUCUUCAUGCUGCAGUGCACCACGAAUUGAGGGACAUUGAGGUCGAGCGUUCGGCCAUGAGUGUCCAGACUGGGAAAACGAUGAAGCCAUACUGGGCAAGCAGCGGCACUCCUAAAUGGGAGCGAUACCCAUCAUUCGCAUCUCGUUGGGAUGCUGUCUGCCACAACCUUCGACAUCACAAGGUCACUGUUCACUCUUUGCUGCGCCAGAGCUGGGGCGAUCGAUUGACGGCUUCUCCAGCUGGCGAAAGAAAGCUUAAGCUUGGGAACAAGGCCAUUAAUGCUAAGCGCGAUGUACAGAAUCGCGCUGGUCGCGAGACCCUUCGCCGUGAGGAGCAAGCCUUUUAG
Colletotrichum siamense is the source of this 1401-nucleotide messenger RNA. RefSeq lists its product as uncharacterized. Lineage: Eukaryota; Fungi; Ascomycota; Sordariomycetes; Glomerellales; Glomerellaceae. The record is from RefSeq and is a predicted model, not a curated record. The coding region runs from base 1 to 1401 and encodes 466 amino acids. The transcript is spliced from 6 exons.